This is a messenger RNA of Anguilla rostrata (American eel), 3189 nucleotides long. It is a transcript of the gene fgf7, whose product is annotated as fibroblast growth factor 7. The coding region runs from base 574 to 1185 and encodes 203 amino acids. Gene Ontology annotation, cellular component: cytoplasm. The transcript has 4 exons. The record is from RefSeq and is a predicted model, not a curated record. Lineage: Eukaryota; Metazoa; Chordata; Actinopteri; Anguilliformes; Anguillidae. Gene Ontology annotation, biological process: positive regulation of epithelial cell proliferation; positive regulation of gene expression; fibroblast growth factor receptor signaling pathway. Gene Ontology annotation, molecular function: type 2 fibroblast growth factor receptor binding; growth factor activity.
CACCCAGCAUCCAAGUGACAGCUGACUGGCUAAGACCUAAUUGCUCUCUGGUGAGGUCAGCGAGAGGCAUUUAUCUAAGCACACCGAAUAACAACAGAGUGAAGAUGCACAGUAAAAUCUUGCCUGGGAUAGCACUUGAUCCGUGGGAACAAUUGCAGGACUGGGGGAGCCAGACAUCAGCUAUUGAGGAGACUUGUGCUCAGGCUAUUUUUUUGGAAGAAAACAACUUUGCUGUUUACAGCUGUCCUUCUAUGCCUUCAUUUUCUGCCAGUCACCGGACCACAGUCUCAUACAGCGAGGAUGAGUCCAACAGUGGACAUCGGUCUACUUCACUUUCCCCAGAUAGAGUAGAUGACAAGUGAGGAUUAAAAGCAGACUGCUCCCUCAAAGCCCAGUUAAGGUUGGUUGAGGCAGCGACAGCGCAACAACACGUUUUUCCCAUUUAAUCCACCGGAGACCUCCUCAGGCAAAGGAAGAGGCCAGGUCACAGACCUAACAGCCAAAAAAGACUGCUCUUUUUUUGAGUUUACUUUUCAGCAUGUUGCCCGUGAACACCCAUUGCUUUGCAUUAUAAUGCGCAAAUGGAUGCUGAGGUGGAACCUGCCAAAUCUGCUCUCCGGACUGUACUUGCACAUUUUCUUUCUAGUGGGCAGUGUGUGUUUAGCCUGCAGUGAUAGGACUCCAGAGCAAAUGGCUGCAAUUAUGAACUGUUCCAAACAUGAACGGCACACCAGAAAUUACGACUAUAUGGAGGGAGGGGAUGUAAGAAUCAGACAGCUUUUCAGCCGGACGCAGUGGUUUCUCACAAUCGACGAAUACGGCAAUAUCAACGGAACACAAGAUCCCACAAAUUGCUACAGUAUUCUUGAAAUCCGGACAGUCUCAGAGGGAGGUGUCCUGGCCAUUAAGGGGGUGAAAAGCCAAUAUUACAUAUCAAUGAACAGGACAGGGGUUCUGCAAGGCAAGAAGACCUACAAUGAAAACUGCAACUUUAAAGAGGUAUUCUUGGAAAACUACUUCAACGCUUACUCAUCUGCAAAGUGGACUAAGCAAAAUGGUAAGGAAAUGUUCAUCGCUCUGUCUCAGAAGGGCCGACCGCUGAAGGGAAGGAAGACCAGGAAGGAGAAUAUCUCAUCUCACUUCAUUCCCAUGAAAUGCAAAGAGGAAGACAGACGAGUGGACUGAUGUUGCAGGAUCGCCUGCAACCUUGUGGUGAAUUAAGGACAUAGUCGUGGCUUUUCCAGUGCUUCGGAACAGUAGUACAGAUACUUUACACAAUUCGGUCACACUUAUUUUAAGCUCCGUCUAUUAACUGUUGUCAGCCAUACAGCAAACAUCUUCAUUCAUUAGGUGGUCUUUGGCAAAACCUUUUCUAGCUAGUAAACAGGAAAUAAACUGUCUGAUGGUUUGAAAUUGUGUAGAAAUUGCUAUUCUAAGAACAGUUUAUAUAUGUAUAUGUUAUAAUAACAUUUUUCUGCUUACCUCCGACAACCUGUUUACUGUUUGCUUACCAUCUGUUCACAGUUAAAAAUAUUUUUGAAUAUAAUAUUUGUGAAGUGUGACAAGUAUAAAUUCACUCUGACAUCACAAAUAUAAAUGUCAAUUGGGUGGUUGAAAGAGAUAUUGUUUCAUUAAAUAUUUAAGAUAAAGGACUAUUGUGAACAUGAUAAAGGACAGAACCAAAGUAUAUAUAAAUAUUGUAAAUAAUUAAGUGGCAGGUCACACAAAUUGGCAUGUCGACAUUUAAUUGGAAGACUUCUUCAAAUGAGUAUAAUACCAUUUUAUAGUUAAAACCUAAUGGGAUUUUUUAACGCUUUGAUGCUUUUUUUGCAUAAAAUAUUAACAAAUGUUACAUAUGAAUGAAUGCAAAUAAUAUUUCUAUUCAAAUACAGUAUGUGUGUGAGCAAAACUGAAAUAUGUGAUCAUGUUAUCUUCUAUAAUGGUUAUCAAGUAGUGGAAAAGGCUGAAAGUCUGAAAGGAGGUAAGAGUAUGGCACUGAAUAUCUCGCUGUUAUCACCUUCAUCAUCUUCAUCAAAUUCUUUUACUACUGUGCUUAAAUGUUUCAUCAGACCAAAUCAAGAAACAAUCCUCUUACAUUUAGAUACUGUUAAAUUAACUUUUUUGUUGUUUCUUAAGCAACGUGAAUAAAUCGCAUUACGCUAGUUCAUUAUUCAAUUCAUUAUGGAAAAACACUCAGUGCUCAGUGUCCACACCAAUUAGAGACAAAUAAAAUUCAAACUGGAAAGCAAGUCGCACACAAACAUUUUUUUUGUUUGGUUUUUAGCUUUUAGACAAACACUUAUUGAUAUCAACAAAAAGAGACAAGUCAACUAGUGUUUAGGCUAGUCAUUCAUCAGGGUAACUGGCCAUUUAGUAAACAUGAAAUCAACUUGCUUUUAUAUGUUGAUAUACAGGUAUGCAUAUUGAGAUGAGAAAUCAGCAUUAGAUAUUUCAUAACAUACUUCUGUUCGAUUUCCUUAGUCACAGAAUGUCUUUUUCUGAAUCAAAGGCAAAAACGUAAUAACGUAAAUCAAUUAUCUUCAUAGUUCAAAUAUAUGAAACCAGAACCUAACACAAUUAGAGACUCCUGGUCAUAUCUCUUGUAUACAUCUUUAGAUUGCAACUGAAUGCAAUAUGCUAUGAAUACAUUUAACUAUCCAGUUUUGAAGCUCCUGGCAAAGAAUACUACCCAUAUUAAGCUGCAGAGUGAACACUGUUUGGAAAAACUUACGUACUUCAUCCCUUGCCUCAUCUACUGUAAUAUUUCUAAUCUGUCAACUUCUCAAACACAUCCUUAAAAGGAAUUAAAUAAUAAUUGAAAGUACACAGACCAAAUGAUUUCCCUGAAUCGCCUGCUCUUUGUUACAUUCCAUCACACUAUCCAUUAUUAUCCACAUAAGACAUCAGCAUCAUACAGUAUUUCCAAUGCCGCCCAGGUAGCACAAUUAUCAAUCCUCUCCAUGUUCAUCUAAUACAAGCGGUUAUCUCGUUCUUAGAAAAAUACUUAAUUUGACAUGUAUAUGUAGAAAAAGAUGCUUUUCACAGGUCUGUAAAUCUUUUGAUUUGAUUUGAGGUACCCUCUGUGUAAUAGAUUACUACCUUCCCUUCUGCCUAUGUUAAUACUUAUUUGUUAUUCUUAAUUGUUGUAUGUUAUUUAUGUUAUUUAUAUAAAAUACAAAUGGAAUCUUC